AUGACGAGACCCGACGUCGCGUUCGCGGCAAGCCGUCUCGCGCGCUUUAACCAGAAUCCCGGGCCGAAACACCAACGCGCAGCGGACAGAGCGCUCGCCUACCUCUAUUCCACCCGCUACCUCUGCCUCGAAUACGGCUGCGAACCCGGCAGCGAGGAAGACACGCUUAUCGUGGCGUCAGAUGCCAGCUUCGCAGACAACUCCCUGGAUCGGAAGAGCUCUCAGGCGCUCGCUAUGAAGCUAUUCGGCAGGCUCGUUGCGUGGCGCGCUAACAAACAGGCCACGGUCACCACAUCUACGACGGAAGCUGAGCUGCUAUCCCUCUCGCAAGCAGCAAAGGAAGCGCUAUUUGCAAGCCGCCUGAUCUCCGCGCUAAACGUAUACCUUCCAACAGAAGAAGCGCCGGAAGCGACGUUUCCCGCAGAAAAGCGCAACGUACCCACGAUUCAGAUCCAAUGCGACAACUUACAGACCGUUCGACUGGUGACAACGGAUCUAGUGACCCUUCAGACGCGCUUACGGCACGUGGAUAUUCACAACCACUGGCUACGACAAGAGGUCGCAGCGAAGCGCGUAUCCGUGGCAUACACACCGUCGUCAGAGCUUAUGGCAGACGGUCUGACGAAGAGUCUCGCGCUCCCACAGUUCCGCGAGUUCCGGAAGCAGGUCCGUAUAAGCGAACAGGCAGAGCUCCUGAAGCGGAAUCGGAGACGCGAAUUAGAAGAAGACGAAGAAGCGUGGGCCAAGAGAGCCGCGCAGGAAGACGUCUGGGCGGUCGAAGACCACGAGAAGCGCGCUCCGAGUGCCACGGGAAGCUCGUGA
Molecule: messenger RNA, 822 nt
Organism: Colletotrichum truncatum
Lineage: Eukaryota; Fungi; Ascomycota; Sordariomycetes; Glomerellales; Glomerellaceae
Source: RefSeq, a predicted model, not a curated record